CAUAAAAAUUAAAAAAUAAAAAUAUAUAUAUUAUUUUCUGUCUUUGGCAGCACUCUUAAUAUCAACAGACAUAAAAUGUCCGCCACACACAAACAGCGCUAUAAAAAUGCCGCUCUGAGCUCAACAGAGAUGCGGCGCAGACGCGAGGAGGUUGGCAUACAAUUGCGUAAAACUAAACGUGAACAGCAGCUGUCGAAGCGUCGCAAUGUUGUCCUGGACCCAACACCGGCCACCUCGCCGGGUGCCGGCAUCGAUAGCAGCAGCAGUGGCGAGUUGCAUCUGCAAAGCGGCGACAUGCACAUGGCGGACAGCAGCAGCCAUGGCAUGGUUAUGGGCGGGGGAGGAAUGCAAUCACAUGGGUCGGGUCAGCCCGAGGGCUUUGUGCCGCAAUCGAUUAUCAAUGCAGAGAUGAUUCAGAUGCUAUACAGCGAUAAGGAAAGCGAUCAGCUGGAGGCGACGCAAAAGUUUCGCAAGCUGCUGUCCCGCGAUCCCAAUCCACCAAUCGAGGAGGUUAUACAGAAGAACAUUGUACCUCAAUUUGUGACAUUCUUGCGCAAUAACACAAAUGCAACGCUACAGUUUGAGGCUGCCUGGACACUGACAAACAUUGCGUCGGGUACCUCGCACCAAACCAAGAUUGUCAUCGAGGCCGGUGCAGUGCCCAUCUUCAUAGAGUUGCUGUCCAGCCCCCAUGACGAUGUGCAGGAGCAGGCCGUGUGGGCCUUGGGAAACAUAGCUGGCGAUUCACCCACGUGUCGCGAUCAUUUGCUUAGCUCUGGCAUUCUGUUGCCGCUAUUGCACGUGCUGAGCACUUCCGACCGCAUUACCAUGAUACGCAAUGCUGUUUGGACGCUAUCAAAUUUAUGCCGCGGCAAAAAUCCGCCAGCCGAUUUCUCCAAAAUAGUACACGGACUGCCCAUAUUAGCGCGCCUUUUGGAUUACACUGACGUGGAUGUGCUCUGCGAUACAUGCUGGGCCAUUAGUUAUCUAUCGGAUGGUCCCAACGACAAAAUUCAGGCCGUCAUUGAUGCGGGCGUCUGUCAGCGGCUUGUCGAGCUGCUACUGCAUCCUCAGCAGAAUGUGAGCACGGCGGCACUACGCGCUGUGGGCAACAUUGUCACCGGCGAUGAUCAGCAGACCCAAGUGAUAUUGAGCUAUAAUGCCUUGCCGUGCAUCAGCCUUUUGCUAUGCUCACCAGCCGAAACUAUUAAGAAGGAAUCUUGCUGGACCAUAUCAAAUAUUGCGGCUGGGAAUCGCGAGCAAAUUCAGGCAAUUAUCAAUGCCAAUAUAUUCCCACAGCUAAUGACCAUAAUGCAAACGGCCGACUUUAAAACACGUAAAGAAGCCGCUUGGGCCAUAACAAAUGCAACCAGCAGUGGCACUUCGGAGCAGAUACAUUAUUUGGUUCAGGUUGGCUGCGUACCGCCCAUGUGCGAUUUUCUCACUGUAGUCGAUUCGGACAUUGUCCAGGUAGCCUUGAACGCCCUUGAGAAUAUUCUGAAAGCAGGCGAAAAGUAUCAAGUGCGCCCCAAUCCCUAUGCAAUGACCAUUGAAAAGUGCGGCGGUCUCGACAAAAUUGAAUACCUUCAGGCACACGAGAAUCGCGAUAUUUAUCAUAAAUCAUUCUACAUCAUUGAACAAUACUUCGGCAACGAGGAGGAGGACACGCGUGUUGCGCCCGUUGCUGGCACCCAGCAGUACGAGUUUAAUCCGCACAAUUUGCCCGACAGCGGAUUCAAUUUCUAGCAUGACAACAGCAAACACAGAAAAUAUAACCAUAAACAAAUGGUAAUCUCUGGCCGCAUUCAGAGUCUAGUAUCGGAAUGUGUGUAGAGCCGGGUACAUCGACAGGCACUGACAACAUCGCAGUGUGCAGUCAUUAGCAUUUAAGUCAGAUAGCCCCCGACAUUUGUUUAAUGUUUUUUUUUAACGUUGUUUGUUUUCUUUUGUUACAUACUCUAUAUCAUUAUUAUUAUUAUUAUUUGCGGAAGCGUUCCGAAAAUUCGAUGUGUGCAUAUGGUCCAGGACCACAAAUCCUGCAUUUUAAUCCAAAUACGUUACAGCCACAGAUGUAUACAAGUUGCAAAAUAUACAUAUGUGUGUAUGUAUGUAUGUGAAUACAAGAUCGAUUUUUAGCUAGCUACAUUAAUAAAUCCCCCUAUAUUUUAUGUA
This is a messenger RNA of Drosophila novamexicana, 2172 nucleotides long. RefSeq names its product importin subunit alpha-7 (gene Kap-alpha1). Gene Ontology annotation, molecular function: protein binding; nuclear import signal receptor activity. Gene Ontology annotation, biological process: NLS-bearing protein import into nucleus. The coding region runs from base 76 to 1746 and encodes 556 amino acids. Lineage: Eukaryota; Metazoa; Arthropoda; Insecta; Diptera; Drosophilidae. The transcript is spliced from 4 exons. The record is from RefSeq and is a predicted model, not a curated record. Gene Ontology annotation, cellular component: nucleus; nucleoplasm; cytoplasm.